This is a messenger RNA of Symbiodinium sp. CCMP2592, 1899 nucleotides long. Lineage: Eukaryota; Dinophyceae; Suessiales; Symbiodiniaceae. The record is from the annotation of a GenBank genome assembly.
AUGCCCUUGAGAAACAUUUUCGCAGGCUCUGCAAUUUCUUUGCUUCGCGGAGCGCUCCGAUCUGGCUGGCCGCUUCCUGCUUUGGAGCAGGCAUUGCAACGUCUGCUGCGAGGAGUUGUGUCUGCGAAGUUAGACCAGGUCUUGCUACUGUGCUAUGAGAUCCUGUCCUGCAGUGAGGAGUCCUUCAGCGAGGCUACCCUGUCGAUGCUUGUUGCGGAGCUCGUGGAUGUUGGGAAGUGGGAUGCUGCCCAAGCGAUUCUGCAGCAUGCCGUUUCGAUACACCAAGUGAAGAUGCGGACGCUGCAGCCGCUUUUGAGCGCAUUGGCCGCAGAAGGGGCCUCGAAUCGGCUUCAGAGGUUUUACGAAGGUCUGCUGCAGCCGGUGGUGUCUCGCCGGCAAGCGCGCCUCAACGGCGCCGCUGUGGCGGCGUUGCUCCGCGGCUUUGCUGACAAGCCGGCGCUGCAGGAGGAGGUGCUCAUUUUACUGUCAAAGACCGAACUCGAGAUGCCCAGCACGUGCCUGGACAAGAUCUCCGAGGCGCUUUCAUGCGAAGAGCUGAAAGGUCUUCGUUGCGAGGUUGUGAUGCGCCCUCUCUGCCAUCUGCGACGGCUUUGUCCGGAGGCAAGCCAUGUUGAUAUAGCCCGCGAGGGGGCUGCAGCGCUUCUCAAGCCGGAGACCUGCCGUCGAUUGAGCGCAUCGCUGCAGGAUGGAGGCGGCGGAGGCCCGACGUGCUUCGUGGAUGGGCCGAAUGUAGGAUACCGUGGUGCCGUGCAGCGACGUCAGGCGGCCGAAGGUAGUCGGGAAGGUGCAGGAGGCAAAAACUUCUCCAGGGAGGGAGACGUUGAGAUUAGCAACUUGCAUGCGGCAUACUUCCGACACGACCAGAUCGAAGCCACCAUGCUGCAUUUGCGCCAGCUGGGCGAGGUUCCCUUGCUGGUAAUGCCGGAACGAUAUAUCUUUGCCGGUGAUGCACAGGGACAUAAGGGGCCAAAGAAGCCUCUGAACUCAUUGGUGCAAAGCUGGUUGUCUGGCACCUCCCUCUUCGUGGUGUCUGAUGACGAACCGGAUGACGCCGUUUGGAUAUUUGCAUCCCUUUAUGGGAAGAACGGGGAUGAGGGGCGAUAUAUCGUAACCAGGGAUAAGGCUGCAAACCAUCGGGCAAGUAUUUGGGGCAUCGAUUUCGGGGACUCCCUUCAAGAUUUGGAACUCGAGCGCUCGUUUCGUCGGUGGAGCGCCCUCUACCUGCGCUGGCACGCUUUGUCUUGGGACGGCUGCAACCAUUCGGGGGCUGUGGCCGUUCGCAUCGACAGGACACCUCCGCUGUCCAUGGAAAUCCAGAAGCAUGAGGGAAUCUGGUACAUCCCCGAUACCUCUGGCGCGCGCUGGUUGCAGAUUUCUGGUGGAAAAAGCGUGCGAAAUCCAAAACCACCGAGCCCUCUGGCCUUCAGAAUCCGAACUUUCGAGCUUCCCGGUGAACCCUACUCCUCCUCCCUCCGCCCUUGCCGCUUUCUGGCAUGCUUAGCGGGGAUGGCUGUGCCGAGUUGUCCAAGGGAACGCUAUACUGUCGGUCAAGGCUUACUUACAACUCUUUCCACGAGCGAUGAUGUAACACUCAGCUGUGGUCCCACAGAACAGUCAGGCUCGAGCAGGACGUAUGAGAACAGAACAGGGUGGCUGUUUAAUUAUGGAUUAGUAAUCAGGUACCGAAGAAGAAGAAACCGCAGUCCUUACACCACGCAUACCUACACUACAUUACACGUCAUCGCAUCACAAUACUAUAUACCAUACAAUACACUGCAAAAAGUACAGUAUAUAGAUGCACAUACCGUGUUACCUGAAAACUAUAAUGGCGUUGACGAGAACCCAGCCAACCUCCGAUGCAGCCCUCCUUGCAUAUAA